AUGAAAACAUAUUCUGGAGAGGUGUUGUUGUAAGCCUGUGUUCGCCCCAGGAUCUCUACCAGGGAGCUCCCCCGAUACCUCUCAAGCGAGCAGAAGCAUACGAGGCCUAUGAGUCAUGGCUUUUUCCGGCAAAACAAAGGUUGCACCCAGGUGAUAGCCUGCCACCAAACAGAGAUAUCAAUAGCAGUGUUCACUCCGAAGCUAAAGCGGCCACUUACCAGGCGACUCAAACACAGAGCCAUGCACCGCUCGAUCUCGACAUACUAGAGUCCCAUGACGAGCAAGAGAUGAAUGCCGAGCAGAUGUUAAUGCUGACUAACGAUCAGCAACCCAUGGCCCAGCACGAUCCUGAUUCCCCGCUAGUACCAGAGAUAGAUCAGAAGCUCGUCCGAAUGACAAGUUCCUUGGGCAUUUUCACUGGCAAGCUAACACUCAAGGCUGAAAUCGGAUUUUUAUGCCUCACAAAUAUUAAAGGCAAAUAUGUGUGCGCGAUGGCAGAACAUGUUCGAGAUCGAGGCAGAUCGUUGCGCAAGGCUAAGAUGAUCCUAGAUAAACACCGUUUUAGCUCUGAAGAUGUGAUUUUCACAAAUAUCCUUACUGGGGAGGGGGCAGAUGCAAAUUCCAUCGCCUACAUUUUCGACAAUGAAUCUGGGAAAAGAGUGUGGCGGGGCCAAGAACGUCGAUCAAUCUACGAGGUCUCCUGCUUUGCACGACUGAAGAACGGAGAGCAUUGCAGUUUCAUUAUAGAGAUUGACGCAAUGGACUUCUCAUAUGAAGUCUACCGGAACUGUGACGCAUCACGCUUCCUUGUGCAUUGCCCUGAACGCACGAAGGACAUUCAAGUCACGCUCUCGAAGGCUCAAGAUUUGCGUGAUACCUUUGGUGGGUUUGUGCAAGACCUCAUUGAUCGUAUGGAAGUCGUGUAAGUAACGUAUUUUGUUCAGGCCCCCUUUUAUUAUUUCACUAACUUUCCAAAUAGACCGCAGGAAUCUAGUGUACCUAUAUUGAAAUUCGCCAUUGUAGAUGCCUACCA
Molecule: messenger RNA, 1033 nt
Organism: Hypoxylon fragiforme
Lineage: Eukaryota; Fungi; Ascomycota; Sordariomycetes; Xylariales; Hypoxylaceae
Exons: 1
Coding region: 288-926 (212 amino acids)
Source: RefSeq, a predicted model, not a curated record